Messenger RNA from Scomber japonicus (chub mackerel), 1344 nucleotides. RefSeq names its product N-acetyllactosaminide beta-1,3-N-acetylglucosaminyltransferase 2. Gene Ontology annotation, molecular function: hexosyltransferase activity. The transcript has a single exon. Gene Ontology annotation, cellular component: membrane. Bases 1 to 1344 code for a protein of 447 amino acids. NCBI's taxonomy places the organism in Eukaryota, Metazoa, Chordata, Actinopteri, Scombriformes, Scombridae. The record is from RefSeq and is a predicted model, not a curated record.
AUGGGUAAAUGCUGCAAAUGCAAUGGGAGACUCCUGUGCAUGUGCUUGCUGCCCUGUAUGAUGACCGGCCACCUUGUGAUUUAUAUAAUGGUGUCCAUAUUCGUCACCAUGUCCUACACUCCUCCAAAAAUAACCAUCCACUAUAUUGCUCCGGGGAUUUCUGCAAAUUCUGGGGCUUUGGCUUCCCACCCCCUUAGCCCUUUCUGGAACCUCCGUCUGGAGGACAGUGCAUUGUGGAACCAGCUGCAGCACACUUGGGACCGUCAGCACAAUCCGAUACUGCGCGGAAAUGCAACUGGGGUAUUGAGGAAGCCAAAGGUAAAGCUUUUAUCACAAAUUGAGGAUGAAUGCCUUUCUGACUGCAUGUCGCACAUGUGUUCAGUCCCUCGUCUACAUGAUAUCAACAGCUUGCCAGAACAAAUGAGGGCAUUUAUCAGGUCAAUGCACUGUAGGGAAUAUCCCCUCCUUAUCAAUCAGCCUGAUAUGUGUAGAAGGAAGAACAUUAGCUUUGGUCUUGAAUCUCCUAUGCUCCUCAUGGCCAUCAAAUCUCAAGUGGGAAACUUUGAAAACAGGCAGGCUAUCCGUGAAACAUGGGGACGCAGUGGUCUGGUGAAGGGUGGUUCAAAUAAGAAAGGUGGAUUAGUGCGCACAGUUUUUCUGCUUGGCAGGCAGGACUCAAGUACAGGUCCUCAUCCAGACCUCAAAAACCUCCUGGAGCUUGAGAACCAGAAAUACAGGGACAUCCUACAGUGGGAUUUCAGAGACAGUUUCUUUAACCUGACCCUGAAGGACUUGCUGUUCUGGCAUUGGCUCCAGCAAUACUGCCCCACUGCCAUCUUUGUAUUCAAAGGGGAUGAUGAUGUCUUUGUUCGAACAGGCGCCCUUCUGGAUUACCUGCACAAGCAGUUGAUGGAGCAUAACCAGUGGAGAGCCUAUACAAAUGAAACUAACAUGGAUUUGUUUGUGGGGGAUGUCAUCAAUAACGCAAUGCCAAACCGUGAGCCAUCAACCAAAUACUACAUACCAGAAAGUUUCUACAAAGGUGCAUACCCACCAUAUGCUGGUGGAGGAGGGGUGGUGUAUUCUGGUUCACUUGCAUUGCGAUUGAAAGAGGUGUCUAACAGGGUGCGCCUUUUCCCCAUAGACGACGUGUAUCUGGGCAUGUGCCUGAACAGACUUGGGCUCUCUCCAAGCCACAAUCCCGGGUUUUUAACAUUUGAUCUUCCAGUGACAGACCGGGGGAAUCCCUGUGCUUACAAAUCUGUUCUGCUCGUUCACAAACGGAGUCCCAAGGAGAUGUUGACACUGUGGAAGCAGCUCCAGAAUCUGCCUGGUCAAUGUUGA